AGCAGCCCCUCCGCAUCACACACAGAUUCAUUCACUGUGUGGCUGCUCCGUGUAGAACAACAGGCUACCUCCCUCAGUCCUGUGAUGCUGCACAGCAAGAGAACAAAGGAAACAACAGAAGCUUUGAACCAAUUUUGCCAUCUAACAAAGAGCCAUAAAAUCAAAAUCAACAUGGGAUCCUAGAUAAGAAAAUCUUUGUGACAGCAUCUUUUUGUUAUUGAUUACAUUCUAGUCAUCUAGGAAAUGUGUUGUCAACAGAUAACUCAGUUGAUGACCUCAGGUUUUUAGUUCAAGAAGGUGAUGUUUUUCCGUGUUCAGUCGAGCUACCGCUAUCAGGAUUGUUUUGUGUCUUGUAAGCGUAUUAGGAGUCUGAUGUUUUGCUUUGAGGGAGGCUACUUGUGACAGAGCGGUGCUGCUGUGAGUGGAGAUGUGGAAUAAAACAUGCACAUAACUACAGGAGUUCAGUCUGCCUCAGUCUCACUGACAGGGCAGUCCUUUCUCCAGCGCACAGCCCUGCAGCAGCUCUACACUGUCUUCAUGUGGCACUAGUUGCUGACUGGCAGACUUGUCAGCGCAGCCAGGGGCCGACUGAAGCUGAAACUCCAGCUGCGCCAUGGCUUCAUUGGACAAUGAUGAAACUGGGAGUGAUAUGUCCGAGUCUCUGGAGAUCUGUGAGCUCCAGGACCAAUACAUGGAGCCAGAGAACUGCUUCAAGUCCAAAAGUCUACCAAUCCUGAAUGAACCUUGUCAACAGGGUGGCAAGGCUGCCGAGCCUCGGCUGGUCGGCACAGCCCACACUUGUGUGGCCCUGGAGGACCGUUGUGGGCUUCAUCCUAAAACCCCAGACUCCAGCCAGGCAGAGUCCCCCUCCUCCAGAACAGACUUCUCCCCCUCUAUGUCCAGCAUGGUGGGGCUCAGCAGCUCCCUGCCUGUGGAGGGCCACAGGGCCACAGGCUCCGGUGGCAGAAAAUUUGGAUUCUCCAUCACCCGCCUUAUCCGCAUCCCAGCUAGAAGGUAUGUGCGGGUCAUCCUGAGCGACUCGCGCUGCUUCUUGUUCUGCAUGUGCUACUUGACCUUCAUCCAGUCCCUGAUGGUUUCGGGCUACCUGAGCAGCGUCAUCACCACCAUUGAGAAGCGCUACAGCCUGCGCAGCUCCGAGUCCGGCCUGCUGGUCAGCUGCUUCGACAUCGGCAGCUUGCUGGUGGUCGUCUUCAUCUCGUACUUCGGCGGUAGAGGUCAGAGGCCACGCUGGCUGGCUGUGGGGGGUGUUGUGAUCGCUGUAGGCGCAGCACUGUUUUCCCUUCCCCACUUCAUCUCACCACCUUACCAGAUCCAAGAGAUGAACUCCUCAGCGGGCCACGAAGGCCUUUGCCAGAGCAGCAACAACAGCGGCCGUGAACUGCUGGACGUGGCAUCGUGCCCUCGCGACCAGGAGGGCAAUGAGCACAACCUGUACGUGGCACUGUUCAUCUGUGCCCAGAUACUCGUGGGCAUGGGGUCAACGCCAAUCUACACCCUGGGGCCCACCUACCUGGACGACAAUGUGAAGAAAGAAAAUGCAUCUCUGUAUUUGGCCAUCAUGUAUGUGAUGGGAGCCCUCGGACCCGCAGCUGGCUACCUGCUUGGAGGCGUCCUUAUCGGUUUUUAUGUUGACCCCAAGACUGUUGUCAACAUAGACCAGAAUGAUCCUCGGUUUGUUGGAAACUGGUGGAGUGGUUUUCUCUUGUGUGCCAUAGCUAUGCUUCUGGUCAUCUUCCCCAUGUUUGCCUUCCCUAAAAAGCUGCCGCCACGCCACAAAAAGAAGAGGAAGAAGAAGAAGAUCGGCUCACCGGGUGACGUGUCCAGUGAUGAUGACGUGAUGAAGGAAAAGUCCAAUAGCAAAGGCCAAAAUGUUUCCUCCUCCAUGGGCUUUGGAAAGGAUAUUAAAGACCUUCCCAAGGCAGCACUGAGGAUCCUUAGCAAUAUGACCUUCCUGUUCGUCAGCCUGUCCUACACAGCAGAGUGUGCCAUUGUCACCGCCUUCAUCACCUUCAUUCCCAAGUUUAUUGAGUCACAGUUUGGUAUCCCUGCCUCCAAUGCUAGCAUAUACACAGGUGUGAUCAUCGUACCCAGUGCCGGGGUGGGCAUCGUGCUGGGCGGCUACAUCAUCAAGAAGUUGAAGCUCGGCGCAAGAGAGUCGGCCAAGCUGGCCAUGAUCUGCAGCGGGGUGUCUCUUCUGUGCUUUUCCACUCUCUUCAUAGUGGGCUGCGAGAGCAUUAAUCUAGGAGGCAUCAACAUACCCUACACCACUGGCCCGACUCUGACGAUGACCCACAGGAACCUGACGGGCAGCUGCAACGUGAACUGCGGCUGCAGGAUCCACGAGUACGCUCCAGUCUGCGGCUCUGACGGCAUCACCUACUUCAACCCCUGUCUGGCUGGAUGCAGCACCGUCGGCAACGACAGCACUGGGAUCAGGAACUACACCGACUGCGGCUGCGUGCAGAGCAGGCAGGUCAUCACCCCGUCCUCCGGCAGCCAGGUCAACCAGCUCCAGCUCGUCAUUGUUAAAACGUACUUGAACGAGAACGGCUACGCAAUGUCGGGGAAGUGUGACCGCACCUGCAACACACUCAUCCCUUUCCUGAUCUUCCUCUUCAUUGUCACCCUCAUCACUGCCUGUGCCCAGCCCUCCGCUAUUAUCGUCACACUCAGGUCCGUCGAUGAACAAGAGAGGCCUUUUGCUCUUGGGAUGCAGUUUGUCUUACUCCGAACUCUUGCCUACAUACCGACACCCAUCUACUUCGGUGCUGUGAUCGACACCACCUGCAUGCUGUGGCAGCAGGACUGCGGCGUGCACGGCUCCUGCUGGGAGUACGAUGUCACCUCGUUCCGCUUCGUCUACUUCGGCCUGGCCGCCAGCCUGAAGUUCGUCGGCUUCGUCUUCAUCUUCCUCACCUGGUACUCGAUCAAGCACAAGGAGGCGCGAGCUGAGCGCUGGCGUCAGCACCUGCCUCCACUGGGUACCGUCAGCGAGCUCAUAUGCCACGCCGGAGGCCAGAAGAGCCACGCGCGCACCCGUUCCUGCCCCGUGUUCAUCCCGCCUCGGCCCGAGCCGCCAGCCGCCCUCCUGCUUAACCGCGGCCACUGCAGCCUCAGCUGCCCGGGCAACGCCCUCAAAGCAAUAACUCCCCCCGUCUUGUUGCCACAUCACCACCGAGGCUCUGCCCACGUCUGAGAGCGCGCCGGUUUCAUAGUGACACGUGCCUUCCUGUUUGUGCAUCUGCACGACACGGCGUCUGCUCACGACACCAAUCGGACGCCAAGCGGGGGCUCCCCUGCUGCUGUAGGACAGACAGGCAGAGACACAAGUGCGCCCACCACACCUAAAGGGCUGCUCGUCCUUUACGAUGACAGGAGAACGAAAGAUGUUCUUUCACUCAAGAGCAUAUCAUCAGCUGCAGCCACACGGCAUCCACACAGAAGGUCAGACCUCCAGGUUUGGACACUAUAAAGACAUCUCAUGGUGCUACUGUUAAAGGGCAGGGCAUUAUAAUUAUGUACAGUCAGAUGAAUCAUCAUCAACACAGCGUCUAAAGCACAACCUGUACUAUGCAAGCUCCUGUGUACAGCUCCUCCCUUCUCAGUACUGUACAGCUCCCUCUGUAUUCCACAUCCGUACCUCCUCUGCUCCGCUCAUCCACCCAUACCACGACGCUGUUGUCCAUUCUUUGAUAGUCCCAUUUUCACUUGCAGGUUAAGCAUACUCUUGUGCAUUUGAACCUGUUCUCUCGUCUGGUGUUGUCCACAUCUUCAGUGGGACUGGUUUCUAAUCCUUUCACCUUCAUUUUUUUUUCUUAACAGUGCCUCUCAGGCUGCCUCGGCCAGUCCAGUAUAAAAGGCUAGCUACCAGGGUAAACGCUAGCUACUAAAAAGCCAGUCAUUUCUUCUUCAGCUGGGCGACAGCACUUUGCUAUUGGUCGUCACAGAUGAUCGUCUGCAAGUUAACCAUGUAGCUCAAAGCAGGCAAAGACCAGUUGGUACAGUGUAGAACGACUGUAGGCAAG
Messenger RNA from Oreochromis aureus, 4046 nucleotides. Its product is annotated as solute carrier organic anion transporter family member 5A1. Gene Ontology annotation, cellular component: membrane. The transcript has 10 exons. NCBI's taxonomy places the organism in Eukaryota, Metazoa, Chordata, Actinopteri, Cichliformes, Cichlidae. The record is from RefSeq and is a predicted model, not a curated record. Gene Ontology annotation, biological process: transmembrane transport; sodium-independent organic anion transport. Gene Ontology annotation, molecular function: protein binding. Bases 614 to 3217 code for a protein of 867 amino acids.